GGAAAACCUUUCAAAAAACUUGUAAUUUCUAUUUCCUUCCUCUGAAUUUGUCCCAAAAAUAUUAUUUUUUAAUUAUUUGAAAAGUAAAUAAGGCUUUUAGUGAUGAACAUUCAAUUGUGUGUGAUUGGUAUUAUUUGUUUUUCGUGAAUUUGUAAGGUGCCAGCGUUUAUCCCCUAAAAGACUAAAGAUAUUCCUUUUCUCAUAGUUUAGGUAUUUAAUAAGGACAGUUAUUUUAUUAUUACAUCCAUCUAAUUAAUAAAAUGGUUAUGUGCUUUGCUCCAAGCUGUAAACAUGAUAGUGAACAAAAAAUGUGCAAGUUUUUUGUAUUCCCUGCUGAACUAUCGGAAAGACAGAAAUGGAUAAAUCUCAUAAGAAGAGAAAAUGAAGAACCAUCUCAAGACUCUUUAGUUUGUAGUUGUCAUUUUGUGGACCAAGAUAGGAAAAAUAGACCUACAAUUUUUGAGCGUUCCUCCUUAGAUGAAGGGACAACUUCAUCUUCCAUUGAUAUUGUAGAUGAAAGGGCUGGACCUUCAAGAAAUAGUCCUGAACCAGGUCCACCCACAUCAAUGCACACAGAGGAAGUGGCUGGAUGUCUGCCAGAAAAAAGUAAUGCAUCUGUAGAUGCAGAAAAUCACUUUCUCAAAGAAGUAAAUCAACUAACUGGAAAAUUGAAAAAUCUUUCAUGCCGGUUUAGUUUUGAACAAAUUAAAAAUAAUGAUGCUCAUGUUGAAAUGUAUACAGGAAUAACGUCCAGUGCUCUAUACUUAGUAGUAUUUGACCUUAUGAAUAGUUUUGAGUUAAAUUAUUACGAAAAAUGGCAAGUAACUAGUUUACCCAAAAUUGACCAAAUGCUAAUGACACUAAUGAAAUUAAGGUUAAAUUUACCACAUGAAGAUUUGGCGAUAAGGUUUAAUUGCAGUACAGCCACUGUCACCAAUACUUUGAUGACAUGGAUAUAUGCAUUGCAUGAAAUUUUAUUUAAACAUCUUAUGGACAAGAUACCCAGCAGAGCAAAAAAUCAAAUAAGCCUUCCAACUGUCUUUUUAUCAUGUAGAAAUUGUAGAAUAAUUUUAGAUUGUAUAGAAGUGCACACAGAAACUCCUACCAAUUCGCAACAACAACAAUUAACGGACAGUUCUUUUAAAGAUUGUAACACCUGGAAAGUUCUUGUAGGAGUAGCACCGAAUGGUGUCGUCACAUAUGUCAGCAGUGCAUAUGCUGGACCCGCUUCUAACCGUGGCAUUGUUGAACACUGUGGCAUCCUAGACCAAAUGGGCUAUGGUGAUGUUAUUGUUGCUGAUAAAGAUUUCUUGUUACUUAAAGAUUUAUUGCCUAAGGGGGUAGACUUACAUAUUCCCCCUUUCCGUAUGCAGCUUACAGAGGCACAGGUGUAUGAAACAGAAAUACCGAAACUUAUGAUCCCUGUAGAGAGGGCGAUUCGAAGAAUAAAGUGUUACAAUAUAUUACAGCAAAUUCCAAAUUUUUAUCUGCCCCAAACAUCAGUGAUAGUUCAGUUAUGUGCUGCUUUAACGAAUUUUCUUCCUCUUAUUAUAGACGAUGAGCAGUAUUACUCAUAAUGUACUUAAUUGGUGUUGGUAACAGGGUAUAAUGAGAAAGAGGAACUAAUGAAAAGGUGGAAGGAGUGUUUUUAAGAGCUCUUAAACCCAGAAAAAGAACAAAACCAAGAUGAAGAAAUAAUUCACCAUAUAGCAGAACAAAUAGUUGAGUAACCAACAUUGGAAGAAACUGGGAAACCAUUGAAAAAAACAUCUAAAAAAUAAAGCAACUGGAACAUAUGGAAUAACUGCAGAACUGAGAAAAAGUGGUGGACAUGUGUUAUGGAAGCGUAUCCACAAACUAAUGUACCGCAUAUGGACACUAGAAGUCAUCCCAGAGGAUUGGAAAGUAAGAAUCAAAUCAUAUUUCCUAUGUACAAGGGGGGAGACAAACGAAUUGGCGAAAAUUGUAGGGGCCUAACAGUUUUAAAUUUUGUCUACAAGAUGUUACCAGGAAUUAUAUACAACUGCCUGGAAUCGUUUUCGGAAGAAAUUAUUGGUGAAACCAAUGUGGUUUCAGACCAAAGAGGUCAACUAUACAGGGUGAUUGAUUAGUGGGGUAAAGCUAAAUAGAUGCGCUAUAAUAAUAGAUAGCAAUAAAAGUUAAUAACAAAAAUUUUAGCCACCUUUGAGCUUUACAUUACAAAAUUAGAUAAAAUGUUACAGAGUGUUCGAUAAUACAGUGGCAGAUCAAACUUAUGUUUUUUUAAAUGGAACACCCUAUAUUUUAUUUUAUAUUCAAAAUCCUGUUAACUUCUCCAUCACAAAAAUAUAAAGGUUUGUUAUGUUAUACAGGGUAUUUACAAAGUUAUAACCAAUUUUAUAUGAAAAUCGGAACAAGUUCAACUCCCUGUAUAAAUAAAAAUAAGCAAAACAGCAAUGGUUUAUUAAUGCCAUAUUUUUUACGUAUUGUCAAAAUUUUCAAGAAUGAUUGAUUUUGCUAAUUUUCUUUAUAUCAAAUACAGGGUGAGUCAAAACGCAAGUACAUUAUUUUCUCAGUAAUUUUAAAUGGAACACCCUGUAUUUUAUAUCACUAUUGAAAAGAACCAUUACCGUACUUUUAUUUUUAGAUAAUAUUCCCUAUGUCGAAAUUUAUUAGUUUUCGAGAUAUUUUCAUUUUUCAAUAGACCAGUAGCGUGGCUACCCAAAUCACCAGAAUUUAAUAAAAAAAAACAGUAAAUCC
Messenger RNA from Diabrotica virgifera virgifera (western corn rootworm), 2739 nucleotides. RefSeq lists its product as uncharacterized. The transcript is spliced from 3 exons. The record is from RefSeq and is a predicted model, not a curated record. The coding region runs from base 261 to 1577 and encodes 438 amino acids. Lineage: Eukaryota; Metazoa; Arthropoda; Insecta; Coleoptera; Chrysomelidae.